Molecule: messenger RNA, 1765 nt
Organism: Homarus americanus (American lobster)
Lineage: Eukaryota; Metazoa; Arthropoda; Malacostraca; Decapoda; Nephropidae
Product: cell wall protein SED1-like
Exons: 2
Coding region: 165-1157 (330 amino acids)
Cellular component (GO): extracellular region
Molecular function (GO): chitin binding
Source: RefSeq, a predicted model, not a curated record
CAAGAACUGCCUUGUCUACAGCACCUCCACAGCACCCCUACAAAGUUUCUACAAGGUACUAACACGAUCUACUACAACUUGUUCAACAUUAGACUACAGUCUACGCAGCUUCCUUGCCAACACAGUCAAAUUAUUGGCUGAUUUAAGAGAAAGAGAGGAGGAUUAUGAGGGCCGUUUGGAUAUUGUUUGCACUGACUUGCGCUGGGCAGACACUACGGGUGGGUGGCGCUGCUGUCGUCACGGGUCCGCCAGAUAUCAACGCACAAUGCCCCGUCCCUCAGAGCAAGAACGCCACACUUCUUCCCAAUCCAGACGACUGCGCGACAUACUACGCCUGCAGCUGGGGGGUCGCCUACUUAAUGCACUGUCCUGGUGAGCUCCUGUUUGACAUCAAUCUACACGUCUGUACCUGGUCUUGGCAGGCUCACUGCUUCGUUCUUACCACCGAGGAGCCUAGUACUACAGUAGUCUACAGCACUGAGGAGCCUAGUACUACAGUAGUCUACAGCACUGAGGAGCCUAGUACUACAGUAGUCUACAGCACUGAGGAGCCUAGUACUACAGUAGUCUACAGCACUGAGGAGCCUGUAGCUACAGUAGUCUACAGCACUGAGGAGCCUAGUACUACAGUAGUCUACAGCACUGAGGAGCCUAGUACUACAGUAGUCUACAGCACUGAGGAGCCUAGUACUACAGUAGUCUACAGCACUGAGGAGCCUAGUACUACAGUAGUCUACAGCACUGAGGAGCCUAGUACUACAGUAGUCUACAGCACUGAGGAGCCUAGUACUACAGUAGUCUACAGCACUGAGGAGCCUAGUACUACAGUAGUCUACAGCACUGAGGAGCCUAGUACUACUGUAGUCUACAGCGCUGAAAUAACUACGAGUCCAACACCAAACACUGAAAUUCCUCCUUCCCCGUCACCUUUUGUCCCCAGCUGCCCCGUUGUUCACACUUCAGCUGGUGUCCUCUACCUAGCUAACCCAGCCGACUGCUCCACCUUCUACGUCUGUUCUCACGGUCGACCUCAUCUCAUGUAUUGUCCUUCAGGCACCUUCUUCGACCUGAACCUCGAGGCGUGUAACUACGCCUCCGUGAUAAACUGUGACGUGGUUCUGGAGUGGCAGCCUAGAGUUAUAACUAAGGUCUUUUAAGUUAGCCAGUUGGAUGUGUAUUAGGUGCAGCAAAUCGGCUUGCGAGGGAGUUAACUAUCUAAUAGGUGGCAUUAACACAUGUAAGGUUCAAAUUUGGGUCAAUACUUUGAAGAAUAAACAAAUCAUUCGCAAAAUUAAUGUCAUAAACUUGAACGUAUCUUUGAGUGUAUUUACUGUGUGUUUUUAUGUAUAUCUUAUUAACGUGUUAAAAUUAAUAUUUGAUACAAUUACUGUGUGUCUAUUUCAAUAAUUUACCUUAAAUAUGUGUAUGCUAAUGAUACAAAUUUAGCAUAGCAUAGUAUGUCAUGUGUGUGAGAUAGCGUGUUGUUCUGCUACCUCUUAGCUCCUAUGUACAGUGUUUUCAUAGUCAUAAUUUUUCGUGUUAGUUUCAUUGUCAGCAUAGUUUCAUUUUAUAGUUAUUUAUUUAUUCGUUUAUUUAUUAAACAGUGUGUGAGUACCUCUGUAUUUUUACAGACACUCAACGUAAAAUAUAAUGUACUAGUUAUUGUUUUCGGUUAAGAAAUUCAUUUCCUAACAAAUUACGUGUUUUGUACUUUAAUGUAAGUGUAAAUGAUAUAUAAAAUAUACUUUACAACCCUAAAUGUCAA